This is a messenger RNA of Scomber japonicus (chub mackerel), 1501 nucleotides long. RefSeq names its product bcl-2-like protein 1. Gene Ontology annotation, molecular function: protein homodimerization activity; protein heterodimerization activity. NCBI's taxonomy places the organism in Eukaryota, Metazoa, Chordata, Actinopteri, Scombriformes, Scombridae. The transcript is spliced from 4 exons. Bases 272 to 937 code for a protein of 221 amino acids. Gene Ontology annotation, cellular component: mitochondrial outer membrane. Gene Ontology annotation, biological process: negative regulation of intrinsic apoptotic signaling pathway; intrinsic apoptotic signaling pathway in response to DNA damage; extrinsic apoptotic signaling pathway in absence of ligand. The record is from RefSeq and is a predicted model, not a curated record.
GUCUGUAGCUGCAAAAAUGUCCGUAUUGUAUGUGUAUUCACAACUACAGCCUUUAGUUACUCCAUAGCUGCACCCUCCAAAGGGAAAACAACAUUUAAGCACUUGUCAAUAUGAAAACACUUUCAAGAAAACAUCUUUUAGGCUGCUGUUGCUAGCUUCAACAUAAGGUGAAGAAGCUCUGAUGUGACAGCUGCAGGCUGUGAGGAUGGCAGCAGACACAGUGGGGUCCGAUUAGACUGGCUGUGUGUUGGAGGUCCACAGUUUGGAAAUAAUGCCGUACAGUAACAGAGAGCUGGUGGAGUUCUUCAUAGGCCACAAGUUGUCUCAGAAGGACUACCCAACCUCUCUGCUGAGGCCCGAGGAUGCCAGUGGAAGGACCGAGAAAGACAAGGCCACCACAGCUGCUAGUAAUGGCUCCCUGCUCACCAGCAGGAAUGGCAGCAGGCAGCUGGGGACAUCAUCAUCCCCUCAUGGCGACAUAGAGGCUGUGAAGGCAGCGCUUCGGGACUCGGCCGACAAGUUUGAACUGCUCUUCACAGAAGCGUUUAGUGACCUCUCCUCACAGAUUGACAUCACUCCUGAAACAGCCUACCACAGCUUUAAGAGCGUGAUGGACGAAGUGUUCAAGGACGGAGUCAAUUGGGGACGUGUAGUGGGCCUCUUCACUUUUGGCGGUGCUAUUUGUGUGAAAUGCGUCGAGAGGAAUAUGAGUGACUUGGUUUCCCGCAUCGUUGACUGGAUGACUAUUUACCUGGAUGAGCACAUCAACCCGUGGAUCCAGAGCCAAGGAGGCUGGGACUGCUUCGUUGAGCUUUUCGGGCGUGAGGCAGCCGUAGCGGGAACAACAUCUCGGGAUUCUCUGAGGAGGUGUCUGCUGGCUGGAGCGGCGCUGCUAAUGGGAGUGCUGGUCGGCGUGCUCAUUGCUAAGAAACAGUGAAGGUGUCGCAUCCUACCCACCGCUGCACAAAGCCCUCGUGUAAUGCUACGCCAACAUUAAAAAAAAAUAAAUAAAACCCCCAACAAACUAAACUUAAUAGUUAAUGUUUACAAAAAGCCCAGUCUGCUUGUGCACUGACAGAAUGUGGAUUUGGUUGAAGCAGGAGUAAAGCAGUAGGAGUGUCCAUCAUAUGUAGCUUGGUGUGAGCUGAUAUACUCCUCACCCCGCUUUGUCCUGUGUCUUUUUAAUUGUUUUUGUUUUUUUUAACACACAGCAGAUUUUCAGUUUUUUUUUUAAAGAGUGUCACUGAAGACUGGAAGUGCUUUAACGAACCUGAUAAGCUAAGAGACAGUGACACAGAUUCAGCUGGUUUGAUGAGACUGCUUUUUUUUUUUUUUUUUCUUUUGGAUGUGUUAUCCAAGGACCAAUUUUUAUCACUUAAAAUACCAACUUACAGCUGACCGAGAGUAUAAGUUAUAUUUCCUUUUCACUGUGUAAUGCUCAGCUCCUUUUUUGUUGGCUGUAUUGGAGUUUUAAGCAUGCUUCAAAAAAAUAAAUAUAUUU